This is a messenger RNA of Microplitis demolitor, 612 nucleotides long. RefSeq lists its product as uncharacterized. The record is from RefSeq and is a predicted model, not a curated record. The coding region runs from base 117 to 422 and encodes 101 amino acids. The transcript has 3 exons. Lineage: Eukaryota; Metazoa; Arthropoda; Insecta; Hymenoptera; Braconidae.
GUGUAGGUGGGGGGCACAAUAGAUUCCGUAUAAAUAUCGAUACUAGUUUCUAAAUUCAAUCAGUAACCGAAUUUGAUUUAACUGGGUCAAAUAUUCUGUCUAAAGGUGUAAUAAAAAUGAAAACUAUCGCUAUUAUUUUAGUGAGCGCAUUCGUGGCAUGUUUGUGCCCGGGAAACAGAGCUGACUGUGACGCAUUAUGGGGUGCUCCAUCUAAAGCAAUAGUUCCAAUCAAUACCUCAAUAUAUCUCGGUUGCGUCGAAUAUAAGUGUAUAGGAAAUAACACAUACAGUGCUCUUGGAUGUCCUUCAAUUCGUUGUCCCGAUGGAAUUGAACCACAUACAGUCCAUCCCUCAAAACCGUAUCCACUCUGUUGCCCGUCGGUAGCAGAUUGCAACAAGAUCAAUGCUACCGAAAAACAUUAAUUUUUUUUUUUUCAUUUAAUUUAUCUAUUUUUGUCUUAAAAAAUUCAAAGAAACUUUAAUAAAUUAUUUUUUUUUUUUUCUCAAUUACAAUACUGUCUCAGUUCUCAAUAAUGUUGAAAAUUUAUAACAAUUAGAUGUGAAAAUUUAUAAUUAAAUUAAAAAAUGUUAAUUUUGUAAAAACGACUUUCGA